ACGUCCAAUAGCGACGCAAGCGUCCGCUUGUUAGAAGGGACUCUCAAUCGGGUUGGGGUCUCCAGUAGGUCGCGUUGGCGGUGGAGGGAGCAGUCGUGGAUUCUAGGGAGGCGUGUGGUCAUCCUAGAUAUACUGCCUCGGUGGGAUGUGACGUCCUCCCAGGCCUCCGAUGGCGGGUCUUCUGGCGGAAAGCUGUCUCCGGUCCUUGAGGCCCGUCCCCUACCCGGGGUUUUCACCGUCGCAGCACCACGUCCAGUCUUCUGCGGGUCAGAAGGAACGGGUUUCUGCUUCGCUUGCUCACUUUCAGGAUUUUUGGUUCUGAAAUUUGAGCCGGAGAGGCGCAGUUUGGUUCAGACGACACGGCGUAAGCCCGAAUUUGCUAUUUUGUGUAUUAAAUCGGGAAUCCGGCCCGACUGCUGACAGUUUGAAAGCACGCCAGCCUCCCUUGCUGGGUUCUGGUGGAAAAGCCCUGCUUGGAAACAUCGCUGGGAUUGUCAGCCCUUGGCUGCACGCCAGAAACACUUGAAGAAGUUUAGAUACUAAUGCUUGGGGCCCAGUCUGAGGAGCGAGGUUGAAAAUAUCUUUAGGUGAUUUUAAUGUGCACCAAAAGCUAAGCGCCUCUGAAUUAAAACUUCACGGGAGACUGGAGUUUACAUAAAGAAUGUGAUAAAAUUCUACUUCAGGAACAAGCCUAGACUUUCACUCAAAAACAAACAAACAACCAAAUUAAAUUGACUACCAUCGACAAGGGACAUGCCCAGGAGAAAAGGGAACAGCCAGUUUGUUGCUGCAAACCAGGCUCCAGGACAUGGUGACAUUCAAGGAUGUGACUGUGGAAUUUACCCAGUGGGAGUGGGGACAGCUGAACCCUGCUCAGAAAGACCUGUACAGGGAGGUCAUGCUGGAAAACUUCAAGAACCUGGUCUCCCUGGGGCUUCCAGUGUCCAAACCAUAUGUGAUUUGCCAGCUGGAAGAAGGGGAAGAGCCCUGUGUGUUGGAGGGAGAAAUCUCAAAAGGUGCCCACUCAGGAGAAGUAUCCUACUUAUGCGACACAGAAUUCAAGCAGACUUCAAGGGGAAAUAACUUUCAGAUUAUAUAUCCAGAGAAGAAAUCUUACAAAUGUAGUGUAUGUGGAAAGUCCUUCCAUUUUCAGUCAGAACUUAAGCACCAUCAGAGAUGUCACAGUAGAGAAAAGCCCUAUGAAUGUAGUGAAUGUGGAAGAGCCUUUGGUGAUAUUUCAUCCCUUAUUAAACAUCAGAGAACUCAUACUGGAGAAAAACCCUAUGAAUGCAGCGAAUGUGGAAGAGCCUUCAGCCAGAGUUCAUCUCUUAUUCUACAUUAUAGAUUUCAUACUGGAGAGAAACCCUACAAAUGUAACGAAUGUGGAAGAGCCUUUGGGCAUACUUCAUCCCUAAUUAAACACCAGAGAACUCAUACAGGAGAAAAGCCGUAUGAAUGCAGGGAAUGUGGAAGAGCCUUUGGUCAGAUUUCAUCCCUUAUCAAACAUCAGAGAAUUCAUACUGGAGAAAAGCCCUAUGAAUGCAGCGAAUGUGGGAGAACCUUCAGCCAGAGUUCAUCUCUUGUUCUACAUUAUAGAUUUCAUACUGGAGAGAGACCCUACAAAUGUAAUGAAUGUGGAAGAGCCUUUGGGCAUACUUCAUCCCUUAUUAAACACCAGAGAAUUCAUACUGGAGAAAAGCCCUAUGAAUGCAGGGAAUGUGGGAGAAACUUCAGCCAGAGUUCAUCUCUCAUUGUACAUUAUAGAUUUCAUACUGGAGAGAGACCCUACAAAUGUAAUAAAUGUGGGCGAGCCUUCAGCCAGAGUUCAUCUCUCACUCAACAUUAUAGAUUUCAUACAGGAGAGAAACCCUACAAAUGUAACGAAUGUGGGAGAGGCUUUGCUCAUACUGCAUCCCUUCUUAAACAUCAGAAAAGUCAUGCUGGAAAAAAUGCUCUGUGAACUCAGCAAAUGCAGGAAGGCUUUCUGCUGAAGUACAUAUAUCACUAAACCUUCAGAAUAUAUAUACCAAACAGAGCCCAUAUAAGUGUAAAGUAUUCAGGAAGCCUAGGUUGGAGGACACAUUUUGUUCAGCACUACAGAGUAUUUACUAAAGAUAUGUGCUAUCAUUGUCAAUAAAGAGGAUGAGCCAUCCCUCAUACUUCCUCCCUAUCAGACACUAGGGAUUUGUCCUUGUGAGAAACUUGGUGACUGUAAUGAAUUUGAAAAUUCUUUAGUAAGAGGACACACAUAAUUCAUAUAAGACAACUAAUACAGUAGUGGAGAACCUUUAUCAAUGUAAGGAGUAUAACAACCUUUAGCCACAUGAUGGUCCAAAAAAAAAAAUCACACUGCAGAAACUCUCUUGAUAGUGUGGCAUUAAGCUCUUAGUAACACUUCUUCUCUUACUAAGCAUCAAGAACAAAUAUCAAAAAAAACCUUUUAAAACACUAAAUGUGGGAAGACAUUGAGUCAGAGCUAUCCCUUAUUAGGCACUAGAAUUCCUCCCAUAGAAAAUUUCUGUGAAUAUGGUGAAUAUAUGAGAGUCCCCAACCAAACUUCCUCCUUUUAUAAACAUCAGCAAUCUCACUGUACUAUUUAGAAGCCUUGGCAAUGUAACGCAUGUGGGAAAGUCUUCCUGGAUGUCCCACCUACUUGCACAUCAGAGAAUUUGUACGAGUGUGACUUCUGAAAUUUAGUGAAACUGUAAAAUUCCACCUGUAUAAUUUGUAUCGCAGCAUACAAUGAGGCUUCAUCCCAAAGAGAAACCUGGGACCUUAGUGAGUGCGAGUAAAGUUUUUUUUCACACUUGAGAGUCAUGAAUCUAGAGAAGAAAAGAAACUAAGAAACCAUCUGGUCAGGUGAUUUUCUAUCAGGCAGUUGAAUUUUUAUAACUGUACUUGUUUUUUCUCCCUAUUCUGUUACUGAUGAAGUGGGGGGUGUUCUUGUAUGGGUGAAGAGCUGAGGCUGAGAAUGAUGGAGAAACACUAGUGAUCCAAGCCAACCAUAUUUCAGAGCUAAGGAAACAUCUUCAGAAAGUGCCCUUGCCUGCAGACCUAGCUGGGAUGGGGCUCUUUACUCCUGGCUCACAGCUGUAGUUGGGGGAUUAAGAGACUGAAGGCUUUCUCUGUAUAAAUACCCCAUGAACUUGUUUCUCUGUAACAAUUCUUACCUUUCCCUAAGAGGCAAUGGGUGGUAUUUUUAGGUUUGAGCAAAAAACAAUUUUUAUUAGAUCUUUAUGCUACUGGAUUUGGAUUUUUUAAAGAAAAAUGAAAAACAUUUAGAAGCAUGAAAAUAGGGGUAUUAUAAAUAAAAGCAAAACCUGAAAAAACAUUAUUAUAGAUAAUAUAGCCAGAAACCAGGGACAUGUAUAUAUGAAAUUUAUAUGAAAUGUACAGAAAAGGCAAAUCUACAGAGAUAAAAAUAUAUUAGUGCUUGCCUGGUGCUGGGAGUAGUAACUGUGGUUAACAACUGGGAGUAGCUGCAAAUGUUACAAGAAUAUUAUUGGGGUGUAGGAAUGUUCUAAAAGAGGAUUGUGGUGAUGGUUGAGAAAUUUGACAAACUUACUAAAAGUCACUCCAUUGUGCACAUAAAUGGGUGAAUUUUAUGGUAUAAAAAAUAUACAACAAAAGGUUUUUGAAAUCAAGUACAUAGACCCACUAACUAUUGCUACACCAUUUUUUUUCUCAUCUGUUACUUCUUUGUGUCCUUUUCUGUAACAGUUAUUUUCUAAGUUAGUUGCUGGGUCUUAGUUCAUAUCAUAUUAAUUCUAAAAUCUAUGUGGAAAAGCAAAGACCAGAAGCAGCCAUAUACCAUCAUUCUGGAAGAACUGGAGAUCCCAGUGCAUGCAAAAUAUGUUUUUGUUGGUUGCUCCAGUGAGCAGGGUUAUUGUCUCUGCACUGCUUAAGCCAAGGGACAGCCACUAUGAACUGUGCUGGUUGGGGAUGGUUACAGUCCAGGAGUACAGAUCAUGGACAUUGCAGCCACAUCAGCAGUGGCCACAGGGCUUCCCUGAAUUUGGAGGAGGAGAGGCAGUCUCUGCAAAAGAAAGUAUUUUUAUUCAUAUGUAUUUAUUAAAAGGAUAAAAAGAAAAUUCCCAUA
Messenger RNA from Talpa occidentalis (Iberian mole), 4099 nucleotides. RefSeq names its product zinc finger protein 514 (gene ZNF514). The transcript is spliced from 5 exons. Lineage: Eukaryota; Metazoa; Chordata; Mammalia; Eulipotyphla; Talpidae. Gene Ontology annotation, biological process: regulation of transcription by RNA polymerase II. The record is from RefSeq and is a predicted model, not a curated record. The coding region runs from base 809 to 1960 and encodes 383 amino acids. Gene Ontology annotation, molecular function: RNA polymerase II cis-regulatory region sequence-specific DNA binding; DNA-binding transcription factor activity.